Molecule: messenger RNA, 4882 nt
Organism: Microtus ochrogaster (prairie vole)
Lineage: Eukaryota; Metazoa; Chordata; Mammalia; Rodentia; Cricetidae
Gene: Wrn
Product: WRN RecQ like helicase
Biological process (GO): DNA replication; telomere maintenance; double-strand break repair via homologous recombination
Cellular component (GO): nucleus; chromosome; nucleoplasm
Molecular function (GO): nucleic acid binding; four-way junction helicase activity; ATP binding
Source: RefSeq, a predicted model, not a curated record
GAUGUGUUCAGGCUGUAGAGGACCAAAGUUAUUUUUUUUAUGUGGGUGCUCAUGCUCUGACUAAAGCAUUGACUGAAGUCUUGCCCCAGCCCCUUGGUUCUUUUUGAGACAGGGUCUUACUUGCCUUGGAACUAACUCACUAUGUAACCCAAGUUGGCCUUGACUAGUGACCUUUACCCUACCUCAGCCUCCCCAGUGUCCAGAUUACAGGAAUAAAGUGGCAUUUUGGGCAGGAAAUGUACUAUUAAGAUGGAAGUUGAAGGCCAGAGCGAGAUUGGGACUAAUUAAAAGUUCGCCAACAAGGCUUUCUUUCCAUCUCCGCUGUCUUCUGUGUGCUGGUUUUACCUUCUGGCUUUUACCCCAUGCAGGCUUCAUUCGUGGCAGCAAAGUGGUUGUAGAAGGUCUCAGUGUUACAUUUUCAAAUAGAAGCAUCACGGCUAUGGCUUUGGUCUCAGGCCUGAGUUUCCGAGGCACUGUGCAAGGGGAAUGAGGAUCACCUUUUGGCCAACUGGGUCCCCUACAGGGCCUGGCUUAGUAGGUAUUGCUUGUCGGGAUUUGUAAUGAGGGCGUUUAAAAAAUGAACGGAAACGAGAUGGAAGCCACGUCAUUGCAGAGGAGAGUUCCUGCAUGGAUGUCUGUGCAGGAGAAAAGCUGCACUGCAGAGGAGCAGAAGGCCCACAUUCAGAAGAGUGUUCUUGAAGAUGAUCUUCCAUUCUUAGAAUUUCCUGGAUCCAUUGUGUACAGUUAUGAAGCUAGUGAUUGCUCUUUCCUAUCUCAGGAUAUUAGCAUGCGUCUGUCUGACGGAGGUGUGGUUGGAUUUGACAUGGAAUGGCCGCCCACAUACAAACAAGGGAAGCAAAGCCGAGUUGCUGUGAUUCAGCUGUGUGUGUCUGAGAGCAAGUGUUACUUGUUUCACAUUUCCUCUAUGUCAGUUUUCCCCCAGGGAUUAAAAAUGUUGCUAGAAAAUAAAUCAAUUAAGAAGGCAGGCGUUGGAAUUGAAGGAGACCAGUGGAAACUUCUGCGUGAUUUUGACGUCAAAUUGGAGAGUUUUGUGGAGUUGACAGAUAUUGCCAAUGAAAAGCUGAGGUGUGCGGAGACUUGGAGCCUCAAUGGCAUGGUUAAACACGUCUUAGGAAAGCAGCUUCUGAAGGACAAGUCCAUCCGCUGUAGUAACUGGAGCAAUUUCCCCCUCACUGACGACCAGAAACUGUAUGCAGCUACUGAUGCCUAUGCUGGUCUUAUCAUCUAUCAAAAAUUAGAAAAUUUGGGUGAUACUGUGCAAGUGUUUGCUCUAAACAAAGCAGAGGAAAGCCUGCCUAAUGAGAUGAAGAAAAAGCUGAACUCAAUCUCUGAAGAAAUGAGAGACCUGGCCACACAUUUUCCUGUCAACUGCAGAAACUUGGAGACUCUACAGAGGGUUCCUAUACUAUUGAAGAAUAUUUCAGAAAACCUGUGUUCCUUGAGAAAGGUGCUAUUUGGCUCUGCAAACACCGACACUGAACUGAAGCAGGUCGGUGGUUCUAACCUAAAGUCAUCAGAGGAUUCGGCUGCUGUGGGAGAACAAGAGGAACAAGUUGGAGACCGUGGGACUUUUCAUAAAAUUAAAGAAGAGGCAUGGGAUCCAGAGUUUGAAAGUCUAGUGAAACACAGUGAAGUCGAUAUGCUUAGAAAUAAAGUGAAGCAAGAAGAAGGUGGCUUUGAAGAUGAAGCAGAAGACAAGCUCCCGGAAGGUGAUAUGGAAAGAACUUGUUUGAUGUCAGAUACUUCAGAAUAUGAACUUCAAAUUUUGAAACAGCAGACUGAAGGAACAAAAUGUAAUGAUGUUCCUCACCAACCUUCUGAGCACUUAUCUCCCGCUGAUGAUGAAAAGGAUUCCUCUUAUGUAAUUGAAAGUGAUGAAGAUUUGGAAAUGGAGAUGCUUAAGUCUUUAGAAAACCUGAAUAGUGACAUGGUGGAGCCAACUCAUUCUAGAUGGUUGGAAAUGGAAAGCCGUCAGAGUCUUCCUCCCGAGGGGGAAGAUGAAGACAGGAGUGAAGCCAUCGAGGAGCAGUGGCGGGAGGAGGACCACUUAUUGCCGGAACCCAGUGCAAAGCAAAUUAAUUGCCUCAAGACCUACUUCGGCCAUUCCAGUUUUAAACCGGUUCAGUGGAAAGUCAUUCAUUCUGUAUUAGAAGAAAGAAGAGAUAAUGUUGUUGUCAUGGCAACUGGUUAUGGGAAGAGUUUAUGCUUCCAGUACCCACCUGUUUAUGCAGGCAAGAUUGGCAUUGUUAUUUCACCUCUUAUUUCUUUAAUGGAAGACCAAGUUCUCCAGCUUGAACUGUCCAACAUUCCAGCCUGUUUACUUGGAUCAGCACAAUCAAAAAAUGUUCUAGGAGAUAUUAAAUUAGGCAAAUACAGGAUCAUAUACAUGACUCCAGAAUUCUGUUCUGGUAACUUGGGCCUACUCCAGCAACUUGACUCUAAUACUGGGAUCACACUUAUUGCUGUGGAUGAGGCUCACUGUAUUUCUGAGUGGGGCCAUGACUUUAGAAGUUCAUUCAGGACCCUGGGGUCUCUUAAGACAGCGCUCCCACUGGUUCCCGUCAUUGCACUCUCUGCUACUGCAAGUUCUUCGAUCCGGGAAGAUAUCAUACAUUGCUUAAACUUGAAAAACCCUCAGAUCACCUGUACUGGAUUUGAUCGACCAAAUCUGUACUUAGAAGUUGGCCGAAAAACAGGGAAUAUCCUUCAGGAUCUAAAGCCAUUUCUUGUCCAAAAGUCAAGCCAUGCCUGGGAAUUUGAAGGCCCUACAAUCAUCUAUUGUCCUUCCAGAAAAAUGACAGAACAAGUAACUGCCGAACUUGGGAAGCUGAACUUGGCCUGCAGAGCUUACCAUGCAGGCUUGAACAUUAAUAAAAGGAAGGAUGUUCAUCAUUGGUUCCUUAGAGAUGAGAUUAAGUGUGUUGUAGCUACUAUAGCUUUCGGAAUGGGCAUUAAUAAAGCCGACAUUCGCAAAGUUAUUCAUUAUGGCGCUCCUAAGGAAAUGGAAUCCUAUUACCAGGAAAUCGGUAGAGCUGGCCGGGAUGGACUUCCGAGUUCUUGUCACGUACUCUGGGCUCCAGCAGACUUCAACUUAACUAGGCAUCACUUUCUUGAGAUACACAACGAAAAGUUCCGGUUGUAUAAAUUAAAGAUGUUAGCGAAAAUGGAAAAAUAUCUUCAUUCCAGUCGAUGCAGGCGGCAAAUCAUCUUGUCCCACUUUGAGGACAAGCGACUGCAAAGGGCCUCCGUGGACAUUAUGGGGACUGAGAAGUGCUGUGACAACUGCAGGUCCAGAUUGAGUCAUUGCUAUUCCACUAACGACCCAGAUGACACAUUCCAAGACUUUGGUCCACAAGCAUUCCAGCUGCUCUCUGCUGUGGACAUCUUAGAGGAGAAGUUUGGAAUUGGGAUUCCUAUUUUGUUUCUUCGAGGAUCUAAUUCUCAGCGUCUUGCCGAUAAAUAUCGCCGUCACAAGCUUUUUGGCGCUGGCAAAGACCGAGCAGAGAGCUGGUGGAAGGCCCUUUCUCACCAUCUCAUAGCUGAAGGAUUAUUGGUAGAAGUUCCCAAGCAAAACAAGUUUGUAAAGACUUGCUCCCUCACAAAAAAGGGUAGAAAAUGGCUUUGUGAAGCCAGUAUGCAAUCUCCUCCGAGUCUUCUCCUUCAGGCUAAUGAAGAGAUGUGUCCAAGGAAGGUUCGGCUGCCAAGUUCUACUCCUGUAUCUUCUGAUGUCAAGCCAAUUGGAUUAACUGCCGAGCAGUCUAAUUUGGAGAGAAUGUAUUCGUACAAAGCAUCUGAAAAAUCUUCUGGGAGUGACAUUCUUAAAAAAAGUGUCGGGACGCAAUCACCAGGAAAAUCUUCCAGCUCCUCAGAACCCAUCAUUUCAGCCCAAGAGCUGGACACAAGGACUGUAUUAUAUGCCAAGUUGGUAGAAGCGAGACAGAAACAUGCUAAUAAAAUGGAUGUGCCUCCGGCUAUUCUGGCAACAAACAAGAUUCUACUAGAUAUGGCCAAAAUGAGACCAACUACUGCUGAAGAUGUGAAACAGAUUGAUGGGGUCUCGGAAGGCAAGGCUGCUCUCUUGGCCCCUCUGCUGGAAGUCAUCAAACAUUUCUGUCAAGUGAACAGUGUUCAGACAAACCUCUUUUCGAGUACAAAUCCUCAAGAGGACCAGAAAAGUCAGGAAGUGAAAAAUGGAGAAUGCUCACUCCCCCAGUCUGUGGCUGUCACAUACGCUUUAUUCCAGGAAAAUAAAAUGUCCUUGCACAGCAUAGCCGAGAAUAGGCUUCUGCCUCUCACAGCAAUUGGCAUGCACUUAGCUCAGGCAGCGAAAGCUGGCUAUCCCCUGGAUAUGGAGCGAGCGGGCCUGACCCCAGAGGUUCAGAAGAUUAUUACUGAUGUUAUCCGAAACCCUCCCAUCAACUCAGAUAUGUAUAAAGUUAAACUCAUUAGAAUGUUAGUUCCUGAGAACAUUGACACGUACCUUAUCCACAUGGUAAUUGAGAUCCUUGAGAGUGGGGACAGCAGAAGCCAGCCCUCCUGUGACUCCAACAGAAAGAGAUGUUUGCCCAGCUCUGAAGAGAGCAGCGUGAGUGUUAAGAAAAGCAAGGAUGUGGUCACUGAUACCAAGAUGUCAUCUGAAAUGUCAAAAAGAAAAUUACCUGACUGGUUUGCCAAAGGAAAUAUGUCCUCAGCUGAUACUGGCAGCUCAUCAAUGGCCAAGACGAAAAAGAAAGGUCUUUUUAGUUAAGAGACAGCUGCAGAACAACUUGUGUGUCCUGCUGUCCUUAAUCCUGUAAAGAAUACAAAGAAAUAUUUUAACUUUAAAAUUUCUUAAGGUUCAAAGUAAAACCCACUUAAGUAU